Molecule: messenger RNA, 3024 nt
Organism: Zootoca vivipara (common lizard)
Lineage: Eukaryota; Metazoa; Chordata; Lepidosauria; Squamata; Lacertidae
Source: RefSeq, a predicted model, not a curated record
CACUCCUGCCACGGGAUGCCCCAUGUCAUUCGCAUCGGAGGAAUCUUUGAAUAUACAGACGGCCCAAAUGCCCAGAUAAUGAAUGCGGAGGAGCAAGCCUUCCGAUUCUCAGCAAACAUUAUCAAUAGGAAUAGAACACUGCUACCCAACACAACCUUAACCUAUGAUAUCCAGAGGAUAAGCUUCCAUGAUAGCUUUGAAGCCACGAAGAAAGCCUGUGACCAGCUGGCGCUUGGUGUUGUAGCAAUAUUUGGGCCUUCCCAGGGUUCCUGCACCAACGCCGUCCAGUCCAUUUGCAACGCAUUGGAGGUCCCCCACAUCCAGCUGCGGUGGAAGCAUCACCCUUUGGAUAACAAAGACACUUUCUAUGUCAACCUUUACCCGGACUAUGCCUCUCUCAGCCAUGCUAUCUUGGACCUUGUACAGUACCUGAAAUGGAGGUCAGCCACUGUGGUGUAUGACGACAGUACAGGCCUCAUCCGGCUGCAAGAGCUGAUCAUGGCCCCGUCGAGAUACAACAUCCGCUUGAAAAUCCGUCAGCUGCCCCUCGACACAGAUGACACACGCCCCUUGCUCAAGGAAAUGAAGCGGGGCCGGGAGUUCCGGAUCAUCUUUGAUUGCACCCACACCAUGGCUGUCCACAUCCUCAAGCAGGCCAUGGCAAUGGGAAUGAUGACGGAGUAUUACCACUUUAUCUUCACCACACUGGAUCUUUAUGCAUUGGAUCUAGAGCAAUAUCGCUACUCUGGAGUGAACCUGACUGGCUUCCGCAUCCUGAACGUGGAGAAUCCUCAUGUCUCUGCCAUCAUUGAUAAAUGGUCUAUGGAGAGGUUGCAGGCAGCCCCCAAGCCUGAGCCAGGGUUGAUCACAGGGGUGAUGAUGACAGAUGCUGCCCUGUUGUACGAUGCCGUCCACAUUGUCUCCGUGUGCUACCAACGGGCUCCACAGAUGACUGUCAACUCCCUCCAGUGCCAUCGGCAUAAAGCCUGGCGGUUUGGUGGACGCUUCAUGAAUUUCAUCAAAGAGGCCCAGUGGGAAGGUCUCACUGGACGCAUCGUCUUCAACAAAACCAGCGGCUUGAGGACGGAUUUCGACUUGGACAUCAUCAGCCUCAAGGAAGACGGGCUUGAAAAGGUUGGUGUCUGGAGCCCAUCUGAUGGACUGAAUAUCACCGAAAUCUCCCGAAGGCAAGGCCCCAAUGUGACAGAUUCCCUCACCAACAGAUCCUUGAUUGUCACCACAGUCCUGGAGGAACCCUUUGUCAUGUUCAUCAAGUCGGACACCGUGCUCUCCGGGAAUGAGCGCUUUGAAGGCUACUGUGUUGAUCUGCUAAAGGAAGUCUCCCGAAUUCUUGGCUUCACCUAUGAGAUCCGUGUGGUGGAGGAUGGGAAGUAUGGAGCCCAGGAUGAGAAGGGGCAGUGGAACGGGAUGAUCAGGGAGUUGAUUGAUCAUAAAGCUGACCUGGCUGUCGCUCCGCUCACCAUCACCCAUGUCCGGGAGAAAGCGAUUGACUUCUCCAAGCCCUUCAUGACUCUGGGGAUUAGCAUUCUCUACCGGAAGGCCAAUGGGACCAACCCCAGUGUCUUCUCUUUCCUGAACCCCCUGUCUCCUGACAUUUGGAUGUACAUCCUCCUUGCUUACCUGGGAGUGAGCUGUGUGCUGUUUGUGAUAGCCAGGUUUAGCCCUUACGAAUGGUAUGACGCUCACCCCUGUAACCCAGGCUCGGACAUCGUGGAGAACAACUUCACCCUCCUCAACAGCUUCUGGUUUGGCAUGGGAGCGCUGAUGCAGCAAGGCUCUGAGCUGAUGCCCAAAGCCCUUUCCACCCGCAUUAUUGGGGGCAUCUGGUGGUUCUUCACCCUCAUUAUCAUCUCCUCCUACACGGCUAACCUGGCUGCCUUCCUGACCGUGGAAAGGAUGGAGUCACCCAUCGACUCAGCGGACGACCUGGCCAAGCAAACCAAAAUCGAAUAUGGGGCGGUGAAGGAUGGCGCCACCAUGACUUUCUUCAAGAAGUCCAGGAUCUCCACUUUUGAAAAGAUGUGGGCCUUCAUGAGCAGCAAGCCCUCAUCUCUCGUUAAGAACAACGAAGAAGGGAUCCAGCGUGCCCUCACCUCCGACUAUGCCUUGCUGAUGGAAUCUACCACCAUUGAGUACAUCACCCAAAGAAACUGCAACCUGACUCAGAUUGGGGGUCUCAUAGACUCCAAGGGCUAUGGGAUCGGCACUCCUAUGGGUUCACCCUACAGGGACAAGAUCACCAUUGCGAUCCUCCAGCUCCAGGAAGAGGCCAAGCUGCAUGCCUUGAAGGACAAGUGGUGGAGAAGCAAUGGCUGCCCUGAGGAGGAGAACAAAGAAGCCAGCGCCCUUGGGAUCCAGAACAUUGGGGGGCUCUUCAUCGUCCUGGCGGCCGGCCUGGUGCUCUCUGUCUUUGUGGCCACCCUGGAGUUCAUCUACAAGCUGCGCAAAACAGCAGAACGGGAGCAGCGUUCCUUCUGCAGCGCCAUGGCCGACGAGAUCAGGCUCUCUCUCACCUGCCACCGCCGGGUGAAACACAAGCCCCAGCCCCCCGUCAUGGUGAAGACAGACGCCGUCAUCAACAUGCACACGUUCAAUGACAGGCGGCUUCCCGGCAAGGACAACAUGGCCUGCAACACGGGACUGACCCCCGUGUUCCCGUGAUGGGGUGUGGAGGGUCAAACACCAGGGAGGGGCUUGCUGGAGAUGGGUGGGAAGAAAGGCCCACAAGGACUGCAGAAGCAGAGAAAAGGAGGGAGAAUGAACCCCCAGUUUUUGAGAACAAGGCCUUCAAUGUAACUUCAGCCAUCAUCCAACUUGGAUACAAGAACCCGAAGCAUGGAUCACAACGCCUUCAGUUGGGAGUCGUUGUUUGAUUAUUAUUAUUUUUCCAGAUCAAGGUUUAAGCAGCACCAUGGGCUCCUCGGCACCCAAGCCCCACCCCUCCCCAAGACACACCCAGGAGGAGUCUUCAUGUUUACAUAUCAAAUGGAUGGAAGACAUAAA